AUGCUUCUUGAGCGCGAGGACAGCUUCAUGUCGGAGUUUGAGGACGCGUGCACCGCAUGGGUGGACAGUGUGGGCUCCAGCCUCAGUGAAGACUCGGACGUGGGCUCCCCGUUCUGCCAAGUGUUCUCCCCCGGGACAGACGCCUCAGACUCGGACUUCUUCAGUGACUUCAGUGAUUCCGAGUCCCGCUCCCCGGGGCUCAGCAGCGCGGCGGACGCAAUUCUCACGAUGAUCACGGAGAUCGUGGGAAUCUGCAGCGACGUGCAGCCACAGCCCGCGGCUCCCGCUUCAAGCCCAACACCGCUUCCUGCGGGGAUAGUGAAGCAGGAGCCAGGAACCGUGAAGACUGAGAACGCCCCCAGUUGCAGCGGCCACUGCCUCAGCUCCCCCGGAGCCUCUGCAGAGUGCGCGCCACUGCCCGUGGAGCUGGACGCUCUGGAUGUGACGCAGCUCCUGGACGCGCUGCUGCCGCCAGACGCACUGAGCUACGGUCUGGAGCUGAAGCAGGAGCCGCGGGACUGGCUCUGCUCCGGGCUCACGGGAGCAGAGGGGGAUCCCGCCACCUACGUCAUCAGUGGGAAUCCAGUUGUGGACGCGCACGUGCUCUCCACCCUGCUGCAGGGCGUGCGCGUCCCCGCUCCCAAGGCGGCAGCGCGAGGGAGGCGGCAGAAAAGCGUCAAAACCAAACCGUUCCCGUGCGCAGUGCAGGGAUGUGACCGGCGCUUUUCGCGCUCGGAUGAACUGAACCGCCACGUGCGCAUCCACACAGGACAGAAGCCUUUUCAAUGCACGGUCUGUGCGCGCGCCUUCAGCCGCAGCGACCACCUGACCACACACACGCGCACGCACACGGGGGAGAAGCCGUUCUCUUGCGACGUCUGUGGGAAGAAGUUUGCGCGCAGCGACGAGAGGAAGCGGCACGGGCGCGUGCACAUCAAACAGCAGCUCCGUGCACAGAUGAUGGCGGCGUACGCACUGGCCGUGAACGCGCCCGGAGUGUAA
Knipowitschia caucasica is the source of this 1002-nucleotide messenger RNA. NCBI's taxonomy places the organism in Eukaryota, Metazoa, Chordata, Actinopteri, Gobiiformes, Gobiidae. The record is from the annotation of a GenBank genome assembly.